CACAUCCAAAGAGAAUGCGCAGACCCAACGUUCAGCUAUGAAGACCUUCCAUCCUCUACUUCUAUGUCAUUUUAUCACACUGCUGACUUUUUCAGUUUCUGGAGGAUUUGCAAAUGCUGUCAUCAAGAAACGUUGGGCACGAUGCAAGCCAGAAUGUGAUGAAGAUGUUUCUGCAACAAGAGCGUGCUCUAUUCCUUGCUUUGUCUUCUGCUGUGAACGGCCAGCGCACCAACAGUUUCUCCCCUUCGUAGCUGAUAAAUGUUUGGGCAGAUGCAGGUCAAGGUGUUCCAAUGGUGAAAAUGUACCUUUAAGAAGACCCUGCUCUACUCCUGGUUGCUGUAAGAAGCCAGGCUUGGUCCACACUGCAGGCAAGAAAUGUCGGGGUCAGUGCAAGUCAAAAUGUUCCAGUGGUGAAUAUAUAUCUUCAACAAGAGUCUGCCCUGUCCUUGGCUAUGUCUUCUGCUGUAAACGGGCAGUAAUGUCACAAGGAUUGAUUUCUGCUGCAUCUCUGAAUCUUCGGGGUAGAUGCAAGUCAAGAUGUUCGUAUGGUGAAUUUGUGUCUCCAGCAGUAGUGUGUCCUAUUCCUGGCAACCUAUUCUGCUUUAAAAGGCCAGUGUCCCAAGGAUUGGUUCACAGUGUAGGCAAGAAAUGUCAAUGCAAGUUAGCAUGUGGCAACAGUGAAUAUGCAUCUUCAGCAAGAGCCUGUUCUAAUCCAGACUUUGUCUUCUGCUGCAAAAAGCGAGAUAAAGAGCCUAAACAAUUGACAAAUGCUGCAGCUCAGAAAUGUGUGGGUAGAUGCAAGACAAGAUGUUCCAAGGGUGAAAAGGUGUCUUCAACAUGUUCCUGCUCUAUUCCUGGCUUCGUCUUUUGCUGCCACAAUCCAGUGUCUCAUGGAUUGGUUCACCCUGAAGGCAAGAAAUGUCAUGGUCAAUGCAAAUUAGCAUGUGGCAACACUGAAUAUGCAUCUUCAACAAGAACCUGCUCUAAUCCUGACUUUGUCUUCUGUUGUAAAAAUCGAGUGUCUCAAGGAAUGGUCCACCCUGAAGGCAAGAAAUGUCAUGGUCAAUGCAAGUUAGCAUGCGGCCACAGUGAAUAUGCAUCUUCAACAAGAACCUGCUCUAAUCCUGACUUUGUCUACUGUUGUAAAAAACAAGUGCCCCAAAGAUUGCCUGAACCUGUAGCUAAGCAACCUGAGUGUGUAUGCAAGUUAAGAUGUUCCUAUGAUGAAGAUGCGUAUUCAGAAGCAUUGUGCCUGAUUCCUGGCUUUGUUUUCUGCUGUAAAAUUACGACAGGUUACCACAGACUGUAUCGUGUUGUGCCUGCACUGGCUAAACUGCAUCCACCCAUCUUUUAAAAGUUCGUCUCCACGCUAACCAGAUGUACUUAACAUGUGGGCUGGUGAUUCGGAAGAAUGCUUUGAGCUGCUGAAACGUCUUCCAGCAAUCAAACCACUCGCGAUACUUUGACAUUCUGAACCUAAUAAAACCAAAUUUGAUGUGGAGAUAAA
Podarcis raffonei (Aeolian wall lizard) is the source of this 1507-nucleotide messenger RNA. RefSeq lists its product as uncharacterized. The transcript has 11 exons. The coding region runs from base 38 to 1354 and encodes 438 amino acids. Lineage: Eukaryota; Metazoa; Chordata; Lepidosauria; Squamata; Lacertidae. The record is from RefSeq and is a predicted model, not a curated record.